AUGAGAAAUGGAAUUAUAACAUGGCUUGAACAAGAAGGUUUUAUUGAACAUUAUAAUGAUCAAAAAAAGUUAGAAUUAGCAUAUAGUAUUAUAAUGGCAUCUUUAAAUAGAAUGUUUCUUCGCAGAAUUGAAAAUCUUGAAGAAUUAUUAAUCAAUGAUGAAUUUAAAUUUCUGAAUGUACCGACAUUCUUGAACGCUAUGACAGGAAUAAUGCAAUUAAAAACACUACAUAUUAAUCUUAAUAGCUAUAAAAAUUCCAAUAAUGGAAUUACA
Dentiscutata heterogama is the source of this 273-nucleotide messenger RNA. NCBI's taxonomy places the organism in Eukaryota, Fungi, Glomeromycota, Glomeromycetes, Diversisporales, Gigasporaceae. The record is from the annotation of a GenBank genome assembly.